Molecule: messenger RNA, 2382 nt
Organism: Paecilomyces variotii
Lineage: Eukaryota; Fungi; Ascomycota; Eurotiomycetes; Eurotiales; Thermoascaceae
Product: putative MFS multidrug transporter
Exons: 2
Coding region: 125-1975 (616 amino acids)
Biological process (GO): transmembrane transport
Molecular function (GO): transmembrane transporter activity
Source: RefSeq, a predicted model, not a curated record
GCAAUUGGAGUCUCUUUCCGCCCCGGGGACUUCUUUUUUGCUUUCUUUUGACUUUCUGCUUUGAGGGUCAGGAUCCUGGGAUCACCUUUCUCAGUGAGACAAGAAGCAACAAAAAACAAAAAAAAUGACUGAGAAGGUCCGUGAAUCUGAGGCUUCCUCGGCCACCCAGGCGGAAUAUGGCCCCGAGGCCAUCGACAAGGCCGCUCCGCCGCGUCGCCAUGCCCAUUGGGGGGCCGAUCCCGCCGCCGAGCAGCAGAUCAUAGAUUCCCUCGAAAAGGCCCAGGCGGAGGACGAACGCGAUGAUGGCAAGAUCGAGAUCACCGAGGAGGAGUGCUACGAGCAGCUCGGCUACUCCUUUCCCUCGUGGAAGAAGUGGAUGAUCCUCACCGUCAUCUUCAUGGUCCAGGUCUCCAUGAACUUCAACACCUCGCUCUACUCCAAUGCCCUCGGCGGCAUCUCGGAGGAGUUCAAUGUCAGCAUGCAGGCCGCCCGCUGCGGUGCCAUGAUCUUCCUCGUCCUCUACGCCUUUGGCUGUGAGCUGUGGGCGCCCUGGAGUGAGGAGCUGGGCCGCAAGCCCAUCCUCCAGGCCAGUUUGUUCCUCGUCAAUAUCUGGCAGCUGCCCGUCGCCCUGGCCCCCAACUUUGCCUCCAUCAUGGUCGGCCGUGCCCUCGGCGGUCUGUCCUCGGCCGGAGGUUCAGUCACCCUGGGUAUGAUUGCGGAUAUGUGGGAGUCGGACACCCAGCAGUAUGCCGUCGCCUUCGUCGUCUUCUCCUCCGUCGGUGGUUCCGUGCUGGGACCCGUCAUCGGUGGUUUCAUCGAGAAAUUCCUGCCCUGGCGGUGGUGUAUCUGGAUUCAGCUGAUCUUCGGCGGGUUCGUCCAGCUGCUGCACUUCGUCCUGGUGCCCGAGACCCGUUCCACCGUCCUGAUGGACCGCAUCGCCAAGAAGAAGCGCAAGAGCGGCGAGAACCCCAACCUCUACGGUCCCAACGAGCUGGUGCCCCUGUCGGAGCGCCUGUCGGUCCACGAGAUUCUGGUUACCUUCAUCCGUCCCUUCAAGAUGUUCCUGACGGAGCCCAUCGUGCUGACCCUGUCGCUGCUCUCUGGGUUCUCCGACGCCCUCAUCUUCAUGUUCAUCCAGUCCUUCUCGCUGGUGUACAGCCAGUGGGGCUUUGGCACCAUCGCCCUGGGUCUGUCGUUCAUUCCCAUCCUGGUCGGUUACUUCAUCGCCUGGUUCUCCUUCAUCCCCGCCAUCAAGCGCAACAUCAAGGAGCGCGCCGCCAAGCCCGACGACGAGCGGGCCCAGUACGAGUCCCGACUGUGGUGGCUGCUCUACACGGCCCCGUGUCUGCCCAUCGGUCUGAUCGGUUUCGCCUGGACCAGCCUGGGACCUCCCGUCCACUGGAUCGGUAGCAUGAUUUUCUCUGCCAUUGUCGGCAUUGCCAACUACAGUAUCUACAUGGCUACCAUCGACUACAUGGUCUGUGCCUAUGGUCCCUACUCGGCCUCCGCCACCGGCGGUAACGGAUGGGCCCGUGAUUUCUUGGCCGGUGUCUUGACCAUUCCGGCCACACCUUUCUUCCAGAACAUUGGUGGCGAGCAUCAUCUUGAAUAUGCCUCGACGAUCCUCUUCUGUAUCUCUUUCCUCCUCGUGUUGGCUGUCUACGUGAUCUACUGGAAGGGACCUGUGCUGCGAAAGCGCUCUCCCUUCGCCCAGCAGCUGGAUGACGCUCGCCAGCAGACGGCGGCCGAGGUGUCUGGCGAUCCCAGCCGUCCUGUCCGCCCUGCCGCUCUGCGCGCCCACUCCUUUGCCCGUUCCGCCCAGGACCUGCGCAUUCGCCAGGCCAUGGGCAGUCGCCACGCCUCGAGCUCGCGCGUCAACUCGCGGGCUAACUCGAGGGCCAACUCGCGGGCCAAUUCCCGGGUCAACUCCCGGGCUAACUCCCGCCGUGGCAGUCUGGCCGAGUCCGAAGAGUAGUUCUUUUUUUUCUGGUGUUUUUGUUUUUUUGUAGAAGAGUCUACAGUUUAAUGCUACUCCAGUGUCUGGGGUACGUACAGGCGAAACCCGCCGGGGAUCUGCUCUUCUGAGCUAUUUGUCAUGUCUCACGUCGAUUGACGGCCACCAUCUCUGCUCCAGCGUUGAAGCUGGCAAUGAUACCUCAUCUUGCAUUUCCAUUCUUCGCUCUGUCCUUGCUCUAUUCGCGUUGCAUGACCAAAAAAGUCAUACUGUAUCAGCUAGACCUGUAUGUUUAGUUUAGGGUUGGAGUUGCGAUAGAAGCUAGCAUGAAUUGACGGAUUGAACAAACUCGCUGGUAUUCGUUUGCGGUAUCUAAGUUAGUCCUGUCGUAGUUUCCGACAUCGUAGCCACUUUCGUCGGCAUCGCUU